UAGAGAAAGUGAUGGAAGUUGCUUCGAUAUUCACCGGUCAAUUGAUUUACCAAAACUCUCCAGUAGCCAUGAUCUCUAACUUGCAACCAUCUUUCGUUAUGUUUCUAUUGAUGGCUUUCAUUUCUAUCUUGUUUUUUCAGUGUUAUAACAGUAUGGAGAAACACUCAAACUUGCAACCUCCUCUUCCACCAGGGCCAAGGCCAUGGCCUCUUGUUGGCUGCCUGCCCGCAAUGUUGUCCAGUAACAACUCAUCAACGCACGAAUGGAUUCAUUCAAUUAUGAAGCAAUUCAAUGCUGAAAUUGCUUCUAUACGCCUCAGAAAUACCUACGUAAUCCCUGUCGCUUCUCCAGAACUCGCUCUUGAAUUCCUUAAAACAUAUGAUUCUGUCUUUGGAUCCCGCUCUUCCUUUUCCAACGAUGUUGAUAUGUUAACCGGCGGAUGUGUCUCCACGAUAUUAUCGCCAACGGGACCCCAAUGGAGGAAGAUGAAAAGAAUUCUCACAUCAGAGAUACUCAAUCCAUCAACUCUCCAUCGAAUGCUUGGCCAAAGAACUGCUGAAGCCGAUGCUCUUUUACACUAUAUUUUCAACCAAACAUGCAAAAAUGGAGGAGGUGCAGUGAUCAACGUUAGAAGCAUAACACAACAUUAUUGCGGUAACAUUAUUAGAAGAAUAGUAUUCAAUAGAAGAUACUAUGGCGAAGGGAGGGAAGAUGGGGGACCAACUUUUGAAGAAGAAGAACAUAAUCAAGCAUUGUUGACCAUUGUUAGGCAUGUUAAUUCAUUUUCUAUAUCAGAUUUCAUGCCUUGUUUGAAGCCUCUUGAUUUAGAUGGACGUCAAAAAAAUAUGAAGAACGCUUUGAAUGUUCUUAGAAAAUAUGAUGAGCACAUUAUAAAAGAGAGAGUGCAACAAUGGAAAAAUGACGAGAAAAUAAAAGGGGUUGAAGACAUUCUUGAUAUCCUCAUUUCACUUACAGAUGACAAUGAAAAUUCCUUGUUGUCAAUAGAAGAGAUCAAGAAUCAAAUCAUGGAUAUACAACUUGCCACGAUAGAUAAUCCUUCAAAUGCUGUGGAAUGGGCAAUGGCAGAAUUACUCAAUCAACCAAAAGUUCUCAAAAAAGCUAUUGAAGAAUUGGAUAAAGUAGUUGGAAGAGAGAGAUUAGUCCAAGAAUCGGAUAUCUCGAACCUCAAGUAUCUCACAGCUUGUGUUAGAGAAUCUUUUCGACUUCACCCAUUUUCACCCUUCAAUGUUGCCCAUGUGUCCAACUCCGACAUUGUUGUGGCUGGCUAUUUUAUUCCUAAAGGAAGUGAAGUGUUGCUAAGUCGUUUAGGUCUUGGUCGAAAUCCAAGAAUUUGGGAGGAUCCAAUGAAAUUUAAUCCAGAACGUCAUCUAAAGGAUGAGACAAUUGAAUUGGGAAUUUCAGAACCCAAUUUACGAUUCAUCACCUUCACUAGAGGGAGGAGAGGUUGUCCUGGUAGCUCACUAGGAACUAACAUUACGAUGAUGUUAUUUGCUAGACUUCUACAAGGAUUUUCAUGGACUUCAUUGCCAAAAUUCACAAAGACAGACAUUCCUCAAACCAAUGAAUUAUCUCUAUUAAAGCCAUUGCAUUUGCAUGCAAAGCCACGUUUAUCUCAUGAUAUGUACCAAAGUUUUAUUGGCCAUCAAGCAUAAAGCUACCUAAGAAACGGUGUCUACAAAGAGAAAAAGUAGGCAGUACUCGUUUUCCAUUCAUACAUAUGCUUGUGUUUAAUAUAUUUUUUAUGUGCUAUCAUGUAUUGUAAAACCAAUUUUAGGUUAUGUGUCAUAUUUUUCAAUUAUUUGAGGAGUUAAAUUAGAAGUUGUGUAAGCAUUAAUAUAUGUAAAUAUAAAUUAAAUAAACAAAUUAAUUGGAUUC
This is a messenger RNA of Cucumis melo (muskmelon), 1896 nucleotides long. RefSeq names its product isoleucine N-monooxygenase 1-like. Lineage: Eukaryota; Viridiplantae; Streptophyta; Magnoliopsida; Cucurbitales; Cucurbitaceae. The coding region runs from base 12 to 1673 and encodes 553 amino acids. Gene Ontology annotation, molecular function: oxidoreductase activity, acting on paired donors, with incorporation or reduction of molecular oxygen; monooxygenase activity; heme binding. The transcript is spliced from 2 exons. The record is from RefSeq and is a predicted model, not a curated record.